AUGACAUCAGAAUUGAAUGGAUGCAUAGUUAAAACUAGUGAUGUGACUCCUCGUGAAUUGAAUACGAGUAAAGUGAACGAGUCUCUAGUGCAGAGGACGAAACGACAGACGGCAAACGAGAGAGCGAUUUGGGGUUACAAAACCCCUUCGACGAAACGAAUCGAGAUUGGAGCUGAAGAAGUCUCCUCUCGGCCCCUCGAAAUAUUGUAA
Arctia plantaginis is the source of this 210-nucleotide messenger RNA. Lineage: Eukaryota; Metazoa; Arthropoda; Insecta; Lepidoptera; Erebidae. The record is from the annotation of a GenBank genome assembly.